AUGUCAGAUACUACCACCUGCAUCAACCAGGCUUAUUUCAAUAAGCUGGCUCCAGGCUAUGACGAAGAAUUUCAAAAGACCCUUGGCCAGCUAUACGAGGAGCUGCAAAAGCGAUCUAGCUUUCUGGGAGUAAAACCCGGUGGUCGACUCCUCGACUAUGCCUGCGGCACAGGGCUUUGCGUGGGCAUUGACAUUUCCGAGUCCAUGGUUGAGCGGUACAACGCCAACGCCAAGGCCGACGGCCUAACGCAGGACAAGCGCGCCGCAUACCUCGGCGACCUCUUGUCUCCGGACGAUCCGUCGCCAGCGGCUUUCGCAACCCCCGACUUCUUCAACUUUGACCUUGCGGGCGUCGGCUUGGGUUUCCACCACGUCGACGACUGUGUGCUGGCGGCGAAGAGAUUGUCAGAGCGCCUGAGGCCAGGGGGGAGCCUCUUCAUCGUCGACUUUGUAAGCCAUGCGCCGGUCGACCACGGCGCCACGUCCAUGGGUAUCCGUCACCACGGGUUUUCAGAGGACCAGAUCAGGGCGAUGUUUGAUGAAGCCGGCGUGGGCAGUAACUUCAAGUUUGAGACCAUGGAGGAGGACGUUUCCUUUGACCAUGCGCAUGGAAGUGGUAACCACACGGUCAGACGGGUCUUUUUCGCACGAGGGGACAAGACGGCCUCGACCAGUGCGCAGAUCUGA
Metarhizium acridum CQMa 102 is the source of this 687-nucleotide messenger RNA. Lineage: Eukaryota; Fungi; Ascomycota; Sordariomycetes; Hypocreales; Clavicipitaceae. The record is from RefSeq and is a predicted model, not a curated record.